Pogona vitticeps (central bearded dragon) is the source of this 1428-nucleotide messenger RNA. Lineage: Eukaryota; Metazoa; Chordata; Lepidosauria; Squamata; Agamidae. The record is from RefSeq and is a predicted model, not a curated record.
AUGUCCUCUCCAGAGCAUGAAGUCUGGAGCUCGCUUUGUCUUCUCUUGUUAGCUUUGCAGUUAGCUGGAGCGGGUCUUGAACUCCCCAAGGGCUCGUGUGCCUUUGAAGACAGCACUUGCGGGUAUGAAUCAGACCUCGCAUCUCUGCCAUGGAUUUUGAACCGGGAAGGUCAUUACAUUUUUGUGGACACCUCACAGGGUACAAAUGGUGACAUAGCUGUGUUGUUUAGUCCUGAACUCUAUAUGGAAGAAUGGAGCUGCAUUAGACUUAUAUAUCAGAUUGCAAGAUCUUCAGAGUCAUCCCUACCUACUACUGCCUUAAAUGUGUACCUAAGAAUAGAAGGAGAAAGUUUUGAUCAUUUGCUUUGGACAACUACAGAGCGCUCAGAAAGCUGGCUCAUAGCAAGUCUAGAUCUAAGAAACAGUACUGACAAAUACAGGAUUGUAUUAGAAGGUGUAUUGGGAAGAGAUAUUUCUUCCAGCAUAGCAAUUUUUGAAAUUAAAAUUACUACUGGAUACUGUAUAGAAUGCAAUUUUGAAGAAAAUCAUUUGUGUGGUUUUAUGAACCGCUGGAACCCCAAUGUGAACUGGUUUGUUGGAGGAGGAAAUAUUGGAAAUUCACAAUCCAUCCUUCCAAGGGAUCACACUCUUAACAAUGAAUUUGGUCACUACAUGUAUGUGGAUUCUCUGUAUGUCAAGCAUUUCCAGGAAGUGGCUCAGCUUGUCUCACCUAGGACUACAACCCCUAUGUCAGGCUGUUUGUCCUUUUACUACAUCGUCCAGCAGCAAAAUGGCAUUGUUUUCACCAUCUACAUGAAAGACAUAAACGGCUUUUAUGAAGAGCUUUGGAAAGCAGCCAGUCCUAUGAGUAACAAUUGGAUUUUAGGAGAAGUGGAUUUCAGCGCACCAUAUCCAAUGGAGGUCAUUUUUGAAGUAGCUUUCAACAGUGCCAGUGGGGGAUAUAUUGCUCUUGAUGACAUUUCUUUCUCUCCUGUUUUCUGCACCAGUCAGACAGAAAUUUCCUUCAAUCCCACAGAGGUUAGUUGCAGCUUUGAGGAAGAUCUAUGUAAUUUUUACCAGGAUCAUAAGGAUGGCCCAGGUUGGAGCAGGGUGAAAGUAAAACCGAAUGCGUACAGACCAGGAGAUCAUACUACUGGCAUGGGUUACUACUUGAUGGCAAACACAAAAUUUACAUCACAGCCUGGGUAUAUUGGCCGUUUAUAUAGUCCCACUUUGCCAGGAAAUUUACAGUAUUGUCUGAGGUUUUAUUAUGCCAUUUAUGGCUUUUUCAAAAUGAGGGAUACCUUGGCUGUUUACAUCUUUGAAGAGAACCAUGUAGUUCAAGAAAAAAUUUGGUCUGUCUCGGAAACUCCCAGAGGAGUCUGGAUUCAAGCUGAAAUCACCUUCAGAAAGCCCAUGCCUUGCAAG